Fonsecaea multimorphosa CBS 102226 is the source of this 2628-nucleotide messenger RNA. RefSeq lists its product as uncharacterized. The transcript has a single exon. Gene Ontology annotation, molecular function: 5'-flap endonuclease activity. Gene Ontology annotation, biological process: DNA replication; DNA repair. NCBI's taxonomy places the organism in Eukaryota, Fungi, Ascomycota, Eurotiomycetes, Chaetothyriales, Herpotrichiellaceae. The record is from RefSeq and is a predicted model, not a curated record. Bases 1 to 2628 code for a protein of 875 amino acids. Gene Ontology annotation, cellular component: Slx1-Slx4 complex; nucleus.
AUGUCCGGCGCCGUCGUAAUUCUUUCCUCGUCCCCUCCACGAACAUUUGCCCGUUCUCCCACUCCCGCUGACACUCUGUCUCCGUUGCGGUCACUAUGCGCCUUGUCGAAUACGAAAGCCGCUGACCCCGGACAAUUUGAAGACUGCAGACGGAUUAGAGAUGGGUUCACCAGCGGCUUCGGCAGCGCACGUGCCUUGCUCGCCACAAAGGUCGGCGCAGAAAAUAUCCCUUUACUGUCUCCUCGAAAAGAUGGAUCCAGAACGAAAUCCUUAAAGCGAUCCGAAGAGCUUGGGAAGAAGAAGGAAGAAACCCUAGCGGAGGAGCGAUCUAAACACUUCGAGUCGCCUCCCCCAAUGGCAAAUCCACAGCACAGGGACUCUCAUAACAAAUCGCAGGAACUGGAAACUUCAGGGACAGAGUUGAAGCACACGGGAGAUGAACAGGGUAUCAGCAAUAGCAGGUAUUCAAGCCCCAUCUCAUUAGAGAAAGCCAUACCGAGACGAUUGGAUUGGACACCUGUCAAGCAGAGCACACACGCCUUAGAGAGUCCGCAUUCUGAAGAUCGAGCCGUUGGAUUCACAAAUGAUCUUAUGGACUUUUAUGCCUUUAACCCCUCUGCUACGACGGGCAUUGAGACAACUGCGACAUCUGACACAAACGAAACGCGGCUGAGUAGAAGAAGGAUUGACCUUGUCAUGACGACCGAGGCAAGACCUUCACCCUCCUCGUGCAAAGCGCAACCUUGCAAAAUACUUGGGAAAGGUGGAAAGAACGUAAAGGCAAAGUCUGCAACAAAGAAGCCUCUCACGAUCACGGGAUUGGCAACUUCGAAUUACGGUGAUAGCCGACUGAAAGAAACAAAGAUACCGCCUAUCCUGGAAUAUCUUACAGCAACACAAGUGGGUGCAGGCACCGAAGCAGACUUGGCCGUUGAUGGGAGUUCAAAGGUCACGAAAUCAAAGACUUCAGGCAAGAAAGCACGGCCAGCCAAGAAAGCUCCGGCCAAGAGUCGAUUGAAAUCUCCUACGUCUGCCAUGAAAACCACUCUAGAGCAACCUUUUCUUUUUGGUCCAGCAAGUCAAUUAGCUCGCGAUGAAUCCCCUUCGUUGACGCGGGAUACCCUGGAAGCUCUGAGACGCUCGGAGUGCUUUUCUUCUGAUCCUAUUUCACCACAAUUGACCCAGCCAGUUUCGAUCGAGUCUGUGUCACCCAAAUUCUGUCGUGGCACGAGUCGGUUCGUCAAAAGAAGGAAUUUGUGGAGUGCGGCUGGCCGAGACGAAGAUAAUGCAUUGCUGCAGGUCGACACGGUUGACCUUACUGAUUCACCUGCUGUACGUCUGGCUCUUACGGGAAAAGAUGUCCUUGUGCAGCCUAUUGGUCGGAAUGGACAAGACAUAAUCGCUUUGGACAAUGGUCCAUCAAGGCCUCUUCAAGUGCCACUUUCCAGAGCACAAGAAGCCCAAUCGCUGGUCGAUAUCGAUGACAUUGCCAAACCUCGACUUCCAAAAUCUAUCAAUACACCUACACAGGCACGAGCCAGGCUAUAUCAUACGUCUCGCACGCUUAAACAGCCGCAGCAAGGAGCAGAUGUCCACCGCCAGGACGACGAUCUGCAGACGGGAGCAAAGAGCGUGGCGGCAGAUGCAAAGCCAACUAUGCCGUCCUAUGUUGGCUUUUCCGACCACGAGCUUAAGAAACAGAUAUCUGCAUACGGCUUUAAGGCCGUUAAGAAGCGGGAGGCGAUGAUCGAGCUUCUCGAGCGAUGUUGGGAAAGCAAACACGGUAUACAACAAAGGCAUGACGAUGAAAAUGCCUCGAAUGAUGUAAUGACACACGCCGACUUACUGAGCAAAAUUCAUGAUGUCUCUACGAGACCAGCUCCGAAACUCAAGAAAUCUCGUGCCAAACGAAAAUCCGAAACCGGAGACACGAACGCUGCCAAGGAGCCGAAGAAGAGGAAAAAGGCAGCGACCAAAUCGAAUGACUCUGCACAACAAGGAGGGAAGGGCUCGCGGAAACGAGUGUCCAAGGUGCUCUCAGACGCGAAAAUUGUGGAUGUUGAUGAUCUGGAUUAUUCUGCUAAUCCAAAUAUUGAAGAGGGCCACAGCUUGGACACUCCAACGGUUGUAAACAACGAGAAACCUCUAAAGCACCGGUCUGGACAUGCAGCUCAGAGACUCGUUACACCUCCAUCAACAGUACCGCAAUCGAGAUGCACACCCUCGCAAGCACACGAAUCUUCCCGUGCCCAGAGCGCGAGCCUGACAUCGAGACUGGACGGUCCUGUAGGUGGAGGUCCAGGCCUUACGCCUGAGCAGACUCCCAUGCCGGACAUCCUAUCGCAGAUUCGUGCUGCCAUCUAUCGCCUUCCAGACACACAGUCUGUGGAUGGGAUACCCCGAAACCAUCAAGUGUCCCCAACCUGGCACGAAAAAAUUCUCAUGUACGAUCCGAUCGUACUGGAGGAGCUGACGGUAUGGUUGAAUACGGAGGGCUUCAAGGCGAUAGGUGAAGAUCGUGAAGUAAGCCCGACGGAGGUCAGAAUGUGGUGCGAACAGAACGGCGUGUGCUGCUAUGGAGUAGGAGGAGGGUGGAGAGGCCGGGGUCGCCGACACGAGGUUGAAUGA